Molecule: messenger RNA, 6433 nt
Organism: Sander lucioperca (pikeperch)
Lineage: Eukaryota; Metazoa; Chordata; Actinopteri; Perciformes; Percidae
Product: glycogen synthase kinase-3 beta-like
Exons: 11
Coding region: 194-1510 (438 amino acids)
Biological process (GO): negative regulation of TOR signaling; regulation of neuron projection development; negative regulation of canonical Wnt signaling pathway
Cellular component (GO): cytosol; nucleus; axon
Molecular function (GO): protein serine/threonine kinase activity; ATP binding
Source: RefSeq, a predicted model, not a curated record
CUCCCAUGUGGCAUUGCGAGCGGUCUGUUUCUAGGUGUCUAGCAAGUAACAGCUAUCAGCCCAGACAGCCGGCGGCAACGGGAGCGGUAUUUCUUGGUGUGUCUUUCCACGAUUAUUUGCUGCCGGGUUUUCAUAAUUAAUAGUCGCUUGGCUGAAAAUAGUGAAAACACAACCCUGAGCCCUGCACAGAGAUAUGAGCGGCAGCGGGCGGCCCAGGACCAGCUCGUUUGCUGAGCCGCCAGGUGUUCCAGGAACUGCCGCUGCGUCCACCGGAUCAGCCGCUGCCGUGGGGAGCAGCACAGGAAAGUCCGGGGUCCCGCAGGCCUCCGGCAGCAGCUCGUCGGGAUGCUCGAACCUUAAGCUGGCCAGAGACAGCGGGAAGGUGACAACAGUCGUGGCCACACCAGGUCAGGGCCCGGACCGCCCACUGGAAGUCUCUUACACUGACAUCAAGGUGAUUGGCAAUGGGUCGUUUGGUGUGGUGUAUCAAGCCCGCCUCAUCGACAGUCAAGAGAUGGUGGCCAUUAAAAAGGUUCUGCAGGAUAAGAGGUUCAAGAAUCGGGAACUACAGAUCAUGAGGAAGCUGGACCACUGCAACAUUGUCAGACUACGUUACUUCUUCUACUCCAGUGGAGAGAAGAAAGAUGAAGUGUAUCUCAACCUGGUGCUGGACUUUGUCCCUGAGACGGUCUACAGGGUUGCCAGGCAUUUUAACAAGGCCAAGAGCAUCAUUCCUAUCAUAUAUGUGAAGGUGUAUAUGUACCAGUUGUUUCGCAGUCUGGCUUAUAUCCAUUCCCAGGGCGUGUGUCACAGAGACAUCAAGCCCCAAAACCUGCUUGUCGACCCAGAAACUGCCAUCCUCAAGCUGUGUGACUUUGGCAGCGCCAAGCAGCUGGUCCGCGGUGAACCCAACGUGUCGUAUAUCUGCUCACGGUAUUAUCGCGCCCCUGAGCUCAUUUUUGGUGCCACAGACUACACGGCAAACAUUGACAUCUGGUCAGCAGGCUGCGUACUGGCUGAGCUGCUGCUCGGACAACCCAUAUUCCCCGGUGACAGUGGGGUGGACCAGCUCGUAGAGAUUAUCAAGGUCCUAGGAACCCCAACAAGGGAACAAAUCCGAGAGAUGAACCCAAACUACACAGAAUUCAAGUUUCCUCAGAUCAAAGCUCAUCCAUGGACCAAGGUGUUUAAACCUCGCACCCCUCCAGAGGCCAUCGCUCUUUGCUCCCGGUUGCUGGAGUACACGCCGGCCUCACGGUUCUCCCCGUUAGAGGCCUGUUCACACACCUUUUUUGACGAGCUGCGCCAGCCGAACACACGACUGCCGAGUGGUCGAGAACUGCCCAUGCUCUUCAACUUCAGCACCACAGAGCUGUCCAUCCAGCCCCAGCUGAACCCAACCCUCAUUCCUCCCCACGCUCGCGCUCAUACAGCUGCUUCCGCCCACGAUGGUACCGGUUCAGAUUCAUCUCAACACAGUUCAGUACCAGGAUCUCUCAACAGCAUCUGAAGCAGCUCCUCACCUGCCUGCCAGCCUGACCCUUAUCUCUCUCUCUCUCUCUCUCUCACACACACACACACACACACACACACACACACACACACACACACACACACACACACACACACACACACACACAUACACACACACACACUACUGCUUUCCUCCAUGCUGCUUGCUCUCCUCUUAGAUGACCUGUUUUUGUACAGUAACUGCAUUGAACAAACAUUAGUUCUGUAGCUGCCAGGGGUGAAACUACGGCAGGUGAUUGUUAAACACACACACACACAGAGUUGUCUCGCUGCUGCUUGGGUGGUCUGUAAAGGUUCAAUAGUCGGGGCUGGUCCUCUGUAAUAUAACCUUUUUUUUCCUUCUUUUUUUUAAAUCAACAUUUUUUUUUUCUUCCUUCUUUGUUUUAUUUAUUUGACUAAUUGAAAGCAAACAUUUUUGUCUCUAGAGUUUUCCUUUUUUCCACAUCAGAUUAUUUUUUAUAUUCUAAAAUGUUUUUGCAUCUGAACUGUACACUGCCUAACCAAGAUCAGAACUGGCCCCAAGUAGGUCAUCAGGGUAAAGGAUGUUUUAUUCAACUCAGGGCGGGAGAGCGGAUGAAGGGAAUGAUAAAUUCCUAAAUCCUCCAGCCACUUUAUAUUUACCAAUCCAGCCUGAUGUUUACGUUUAAAUUUAACCUCCACAUCUUGUUAAUUUAGCUGCUUAAAUGUCAGGUAGAGUAGAAAAACCUCAUCAGUACCAGGGUAGCAAUUAUCAGUGUAUAGUUGGAGUUGUAUUGCCCCUUACGUGAAUCAUGUACAGUGGCUGCAUUACUUUAUGCAGACUGAUUCCACCAGUCACCGCGUCUGGUAUCCAUGUGUUUGGUUCCUGUUCUAGAGAGUUUUGUCUGCUUAAAGAGUGAAAUGUUCCUCUGAGAAACCAACAAAACUCAUUUCCACAUAUUCCUCAACUCCAUCUUCUGUUGUUCAUCACCUCAAAAAUUAGGCCAGACCUGUAAAUGUCAGUUGUGAAAAAAAGUGUGAAUGUGCUGCUCAGCAAGAGGCAGAUCUAGAAAAUGAGCGUUUUGAAAUUGAGCAAACAAAUUCAAACCAUAGUAGUGCAAAUAGUGUUACUUUACUGGAGGCUGCUCAGUGCGCUGCUAGUUUGCUGUCCUACCAACUAGUUGUGUCCACUGGAUGAUUGCAUAACAACCAGCGGUGCCUCGGGUGCCACUGUCCUAGAUCAUUUCAGCAAUAGAAAACGGUUAUUGAAGCUCGUCUAAUAAACUAGAGAUUCUGUAUCCCGACAUCAAUGCUUCUUAAAGAAAGUUUUUCUUUUUUACUCGCUGAAGAAAAUAACCAAAUGUAUGCCCCUUUUUAACCUUCUAAAAGAAAAAGAAACCUGGAAGCCUUCAUUGGUUUCACUUGUGCUAGAAAGUGUCAGUGAGUGGAGUUUACUGUGGAGGAAACGGCUGUGUUCAGAAAGGUCUUUAAAGGUGUGUUCCACUAAUAUUGGCUGGAAAUUAUACUAUGCAGGAUUUUCCUAAAAGAAACAGUCUAUCAACUCAUACAAAAGUAAUCCCUCUUAGUCAUCACUUAUGACCUACUAGAAAUGUGUGGCAGUGUCUGAUUCCUUCCUAUUUUGCUGUGUUUGGGACAUUAUCUGAGCAUCAGCCUUUGGGCAGUGGGUGUGUAGCUCAUUCCAAAACUAGACUGAGUGUGGGGUAAGUGGGCGUAUGUGAUGCUGCAGGUGGUACAGCGGGCUGUGUUUAGCAACCGUGCCCAGGGGGCUUGCGCUUCUGGUGUCGCUUAGCCGGGGGGUAAGAGGGGCCAGCUUUGAAUGUUGUUUUUAAGCGACAAUUCCUGCAUAGUAUGCCUUUUAAACAAAAAAACUACUUUUUCUUUUGUUUUUCAUUUCAAGCUUUCAAAAAUGUUUGAAAAUGUUUGAACUAGGGCAACCGUUGCUGCUUUUAAAAAUACUGAAAUUGUUUUAAGAUAAGCUAUACAUUUUAAAAGCUUUGAAAAGUAUUUAAGUGUGGUAAAUAUAGUUACAUAAUGGCUCCCCUUUACAAUUCCCCACAGUGUCUGAUGACAUGUAUUCAUACAGAAAACAAGAGGCUGUUGUUGCUAGUCUUAAAAUCAAUUUAAUUUCACAAUAUUAUAAAGGCGUCUCUAAAAAAAAAGAAAAAAACCCUGUAAGGUCCCUUAAAAUAUAUUGGCAGAUUAAACACAAAUGCUAUCUAAAAGCAACUUUUGGUGGAAUUCCCCUUUAGCUGAAAGAUCAUUUGUGUCCUGAUGUUAGUGUAGAAAAAUGCUUUUGUACUCCCAAUAGCUGAGAGAUUGUUGGUCCUCCUGUGGAUGAAAGAGAAACUACAGAAUGCCAGGAUGGGGGGAUUUAUUGUUUUAUUAAACUCAAUGUAAAUGUAUUUAUUUGUUUUUAUGAUGAGAGUUGGAUGUCAGUUAAUUUUAGCCGAAGAGGGCUUUAAAAUGGUGUCGAAACUUCUUUAGCAAACUGUACUUCAUCAGUGGAAAAUGAGUGAGAAGAUCUGUGUAGGAACAACAACAGAAUUAACAAACAGAAAGAUGAAUGGAAGCUGUAAUGUGAAUAGUAGUUGAAUGUGAAUUUCAAGCAGGGGGAGUUCCUUUUUGGUGACUGUGUGUUUGUGUGCUCCUUGUACUUCUAUCUUUGUGAAGACCAAUUUAAAUUUGACCCCAUAAGAGUGAGAAAAGUGAGCUGUUUGAGGUCAUGUUUACAUGUAGGUUAGGUGUGUGUGUGUGUGUGUGUGUGUGUGUGUGUGUGUGUGUGUGUGUGUGUAUUCCAACCUGCAGUCUGAGCAGGAAAUUUGUAGUAUAGUAUAUUUGAUACUAUUGUUGUACCAUGCCUCCACCUGCUGUUUUUAAACUACAGUCCUGUUUGCUUUUAACCGUAUGUUAUAUAUAUAAUAUACACACACGUUUAAAAGCUCGAUGCUUUUUUGAAUUCCACCACAUUCGGCACGUUCACAUUGAUUUUAUUUGAGGAGAGUGGAGAGCAUUUUUCAUUCUCUUUCCCAGCCUAACCUGUCAGUCCUGUGGGUAACUGCCAGGCUCACUCUGCUUUCUUUGCUAUAGAGAGUCCAACCAGCACGUUUGAUUAACUCUGCAGGACGCGUCACACUCAGAGCUGUCAGACUUGACUGUGGCUAUGAAAAGAUGUGACUCGACCGAGAAGAAUCAAACAUUGCUGAUUCGUCUCUUCCUCCAAUCUCAGAAGCCAUCUCCCCCCCCACUCUCUCCUUCUCUUAUCGCACAUGUAAAUAUCACUGAUUUUUAUUUUCCUCUUUUUACUUUUAUUACAGAGUUGUUUAUAUCUUAUCUCUCCCCUCAUCCUGUCGAUGAAGCAGUCUUAGUUUGUGCAUUGUUGUAAAUAAGUUUCUUUUUUUCACAAUUCAAAAUGUAAAUACUGCAAAGGAAGAAAAAAAAAAAAUCAGCCUACCCUCAUAUUUGUUGAUGAUCUUUCUCUCUCUCUUUCUUGUAGUCCAGAGAAAAUUGUAAAGUAUCCGUUAGCGGGUUCAAGGGUUCUGUUCCAAAAUGCUUUGUUUCUGUUCAGUUUGCAUCUUAGCUUUAAAUCUGGCCAAGGAUAUAUGACAGUGCUCUCUCCAACCUGCUCAUUGGAAUCUACUGUUGGUCUAUACAGUCUAAUAAAUGCAAAAUCUUUCUAGAUGUUUGUUUUCCUUUAUAAUGAAUAGAUUUAAAAGAGCAGUAAUGCACCUAACGGGAGUGGCUUGUAACUGACUCCAAAGGCUGCAGAUUCUCCACAAGAGGGAGCUGUGCAGUCAUGAAAAGACAAGUUCUCCACAUGCCAAUUAGAGUGAAAUGUAUUCAAGUUCAAGAUUAAUUUCCUUUUUAUCUUUUGGCCUUGGUAACAUCCUACCCCUUUAUUGUACUAUUGAAAUACCUCCUUCUGUCUCUCCCCAGUAACCAGGAGGCAGACAGUCACAGUCAGAGCAGUGUGAACCUCAUUCCUGAAAAAAAUGUUAAGCUGACAAAAGUAUUUUUUGCAGAUUUAAAAUAAUACAUUUAAAGCUCAAAAACAUCCCAAACAGCAGCUAUAAAAAAAAAAAAAGAAAUGGCCUCAAGCAGAGAUGACGAGCAGACUGCAGAGGGCUAUUUCAUUUUCAGACUAAGUCUUCAACCCCAACUUAGCAAUUUUAUCAGAUUUCACGCAGCUCUUCUGGAGCUACAACAAACUUUGAUGUGUAAAAUUGCUAUACUUGUUUUCUUUUUCUUCCACAUUGUUAUUUUUUCUCAUGUUGGAACAGAACUGUGUGUUGUGACAGAUUGCAAUAUGAUUACGGUGCAGUAUUGAGAAAAAAAUGUUUCUGCUACAGGUGACUGGCCUUUUCAGAGAAAGUUGCUGUCUCAUCAUGUCUGACUUGAUCUCCAUUUAGUUGUUGGACUAGAAAUCACACAGUAUGAUGUCCAGCUUGUACUUAACACUGGCAUUUUGUAUUAUGUGCCAUAUGGCAUUCAGAAUUGCUGCUACGAUCACAAGAUGGCAGAAAUAGACAUUUGUGUUGUGACUGCAUACAGAGCCACCUAUCAGCUGUGCACGUGUUAGUUGAGAGGCAACAUGCAAAAAUGUUGACUGACAGUUUCAAGUAAGCCUAAUCUCAGAAAUUGUACUUUUUGUUUGUGUUUUAAAAUUCACUGAAAGCUCAGUUGUUUGUUGACAUUACCUCCCUUAUGUAACUGAGGUUACUGCAUCUCUGUAUAAGUUAAUACAUCACUUUUAGUAACUAUUUUUACUCCAGUGCUGUUCAUUUUGGUGUCAUCCUGCCCUGGUGGACUGAUGUGUUGGAGUGAUAGACUGAGAAGGAGAGAGAAAGAAACACAAACCUGUCCGUCUCUGUUCUGUGUAUGUAUGAUAUGGACUCAUUUACUGUAAUAAAGUGAUGAAACUGUG